AUGAGAAACCCCGAGUCCAGGACGUCGGAGUCCAGCGUGGAGCAGCCGUGGGCCGAGCAACCCGAGAAUAAUUACUCAACGGUGGACGAUUCGAGCCAGCGGUCAACGGCAGCUGCAGCGCCGUGCAGUGCGCGCUGGAAUGCAGUCAGUUCAGUAACUCGUGUAUUAAUUACCGCCGAUGAUAUCAUCGCAAAGGCACCGGUGAUACGGUACGGUACACUCGAGGUCCACUCGGGCCUAUACUCCCUCAGCGAUCAUUUACUAGCACAAUUCCCCUCGGUCGCGUUCUUCUAUUCGUUUGGGAUUUGGGUUUUGUCCCUACAGGAGAGUGAGUCGUGA
This is a messenger RNA of Penicillium lagena, 339 nucleotides long. RefSeq lists its product as uncharacterized. Lineage: Eukaryota; Fungi; Ascomycota; Eurotiomycetes; Eurotiales; Aspergillaceae. The transcript is spliced from 2 exons. Bases 1 to 339 code for a protein of 112 amino acids. The record is from RefSeq and is a predicted model, not a curated record.